This is a messenger RNA of Oldenlandia corymbosa var. corymbosa, 1887 nucleotides long. NCBI's taxonomy places the organism in Eukaryota, Viridiplantae, Streptophyta, Magnoliopsida, Gentianales, Rubiaceae. The record is from the annotation of a GenBank genome assembly.
AUGACUAAAUACUACUUCACCAGAGUAUAUGUCUCUAUUCUGUUUUCACUCAUCUUCCAAUGCUCUACUUCCCAAAAGACCUGCCCUAGGUGUGGCUCCGUGGAAGUUCCAUAUCCAUUGAGCAGCAAUCCCAGUUGUGGGGAUCCAGAUUAUCACAUACGCUGUGACUCAAACUCUAAAAAGCUCUACUUUGAUGCCCUGAACGGGAGCUCUUACCUUGUCGCUAGCAUCAUGGCUUCGUCACAACGUAUGGUUAUACGACCAUCAGCGUGGGUUCCAGGCACAUGCAUCACUCAAGACAUGCAAAAGAGUGAGGGGCUCUGGUUGAAUCAGACACUUCCAUUUAACAUAACUAAUUCUAACACAAUCUUCCUUUUUGAUUGUUCACCUCGUCUAUUUGUGUCUCCUCUCAAUUGCACUCCAGCUAGCCUUUGCCACAGGUAUCUAGAUAGCUCUGGGCAUGUCGACAAAGUACGAGCACCCAAGUGUGCAAGUGCGCUCAAUCCAUGCUGCACCUUUGUUGCUGGCGGCACGCCAUCAGCCUACAAGAUAAGGUUGCAUGCUUCAGGUUGCCAGGCAUUCAGAAGUGUCCUUCACUUGGAUGCUGAAAAACCUGCUAGUCUAUGGGAGGAAGGUCUUGAGUUACAAUGGGCUCCUCCACCAGAACCUCCCUGCAAAGUCCAAAAUGACUGUGCAACUCAUUCGACGUGUUCACCUGCCGGUAAACCAGGCAUUUCUCGUUGUUUCUGCAACAAAAGCUAUUACUGGGACCACACUUCAGGAAGUUGCUUGAUGGAAAAGAAGAAGUCAGCUUCAAAAUUCAGCCUUGCCCUGAAAGUUUCCCUUGGAGUGGCUGCAGUUUUUGUUUUCUGUGUGAUAUUACCUGUAAUCACUUUCAGAAAUUGUGGGAGACUCUCUGGGAAGACAAAGCUUGCAAAAGAAAGGGAGCAGAUGCUGAAAUGUGAGAAUGGCGGUGUUAAAACAGCAAGGCUUUUCAGUAUCAAAGAACUGAAGAAAGCCACCAAUGGAUUUUCCAAAAACAGGAUCUUGGGAAGUGGUGGUUUUGGUGAAGUCUAUAAAGGUGAACUGCAAGAUGGAACUGUUGUGGCAAUCAAAUCUGCCAAGGUGGGAAACGUUAAAAGCACUGAGCAAGUACUCAAUGAAUUAAGCAUACUUUCUCAAGUCAAUCAUAAGAACUUGGUAAAGCUUUUGGGUUAUUGUGUUGAAGCUGAGCAGCCAUUGAUGAUCUAUGAGUACAUUUCCAAUGGAACUCUGCAUGACCAUCUGCAUGGUAAUAAGUAUGCCACUUCUCUUGACUGGAAAACAAGGUUAAGAAUUGCUUUACAAACAGCAGAAGCAUUGGCCUAUCUGCACUCAGCUGCACAUACUCCAAUCUAUCAUCGAGAUGUCAAGUCGAACAACAUUCUCUUAGAUGAUGAUCAUAACGCAAAAGUUUCAGAUUUCGGCCUAUCUAGGCUGGCUUCCCCAGGAUUAAGUCAUGUAUCCACUUGUGCCCAAGGAACUGUAGGGUACUUGGACCCUGAGUAUUACCGCAAUUACCAGCUAACUGAAAAAAGCGAUGUCUACAGUUUCGGAGUUGUGCUCCUUGAACUUCUUACUUCCCAGAAGGCUAUUGAUUUUUCGCGAGAAUAUGACGACGUAAACCUGGCUGUUUACGUGAGUCAGAAAGCCAGCCAAGGUUUAGUCAUGGAAGUGGUGGACAAGGCAUUGCUCGGAGAUGAACCUUCAGCCGAAGUAAUGUCUAGUGUUAAGACAUUUUCCGAGCUUGCUCUUGCCUGUUUAAGAGAGACUAAAGGAGAAAGGCCGAGCAUGACUGAUGUCGUUCAAGAACUUAAGUGUAUUACUCAAAUGAUAAAACAAGAAUAA